AUGGAAGUUUAUAUAUCACAUGAACCGGAUGGAACAUCUGUGAAAAAUAUGAUUCGUUUUGCACAAAUUUUUUUCAAGCCUAUGACUACGGUUCAUCAGAAAAAAAAUCAAUUACAUUACAAUCAAACCAUUCCACCAAUCUAUAAUAUUCGUCCAAUGACGAUACCAACAGCAAUAUUUUGGCCACGUGAUGAUUGGUUAGCUGAUCCGGAUGAUGUUGCUUUUAUUUUUGAUAAUAUUAAAAAUUUAAUUUCCGGGAAAUAUAUUUAUGAUUAUAAUCAUCUUGAUUUCGUAUGGGCUAUAACAGCAAACAAAAUUAUCUAUCAGGAUUUGAUUACUCAAAUGCAAAAGUAUCAUCCAGAAAAAUGA
This is a messenger RNA of Rotaria socialis, 369 nucleotides long. The record is from the annotation of a GenBank genome assembly. Lineage: Eukaryota; Metazoa; Rotifera; Eurotatoria; Philodinida; Philodinidae.